CCUAUAAAUACUGACGUCACGUUACAGAAGACAGGAAAUUCCAACAGAGACGGCCGUGUGCCUCACAGCUCCCGAGCUGCCGACAAAUUUACAGUCUUAAAGAACCCUUCAGAAGAAAGAAAACUCUAAGGAAGCGUGAAGAACAUGGGAACAGUUCCGCAGCCAAUCAGGAGGAAGCUGGUGGUGGUGGGGGACGGCGCGUGCGGGAAAACGUGCCUGCUCAUCGUCUUCAGAAAUGAUGAGUUCCCAGAAGUCUACAUUCCAACUGUCUUCGAGAACUAUGUAGCAGACAUCGAAGUGGACGGAAAACAGGUUGAGCUUGCUCUGUGGGACACAGCUGGACAAGAAGACUACGACCGCCUGCGACCGCUCUCCUAUGGUACGUACGAGACUGACGUACUUCUCGUCUGCUUCGCUAUCGACAACCGAGACAGCUUCGUCAACGUCGCCGACAAAUGGGUACCGGAAAUCAAGAACUACUGCCCCAAAGCACCUUUCCUAUUGGUCGGGAACAAGAAGGACUUGAGAACGGAUAAAGCUCGCAGGAAAGAGUUGGCGGAAAUGAAGGAAGAGGUUAUCUCGACCGAGGAAGGGCUAGAGAUGGCGAAGAAGGUCGGCGCUACCGCGUACAUCGAGUGUUCGGCCAAGACGAGAGAGGGGGUUCGCGAUGUCUUCGAGUCGGCCACUCGCGCAGCACUCCAGAAGAAAAAACAAAAGACUACUGCCUGUUGUGUAUUAAUGUAGCACUUGCCUAAUCAACAGUUCGUAGGGUAGGUAUAGAAUAGAAUGCUGGUACUGUGGAAUCUUCAGAUAGAAGCUUUGUGUACACAAGGAAGCACUGACUGUUCUGUCUGUAACUAUACCAAUAUAGAUUAUGUUUGCCCUUCCAAAGAAGCAACAACUAGUACAGUAGAAGUCGGUUAAUUGCACGCCCCAUUUGCCAGCGUAUUUCGUGCAAUUAUCCGGGUG
Messenger RNA from Branchiostoma floridae (Florida lancelet), 969 nucleotides. Its product is annotated as ras-like GTP-binding protein RHO. Lineage: Eukaryota; Metazoa; Chordata; Leptocardii; Amphioxiformes; Branchiostomatidae. Gene Ontology annotation, biological process: small GTPase-mediated signal transduction. Gene Ontology annotation, molecular function: GTPase activity; GTP binding. The coding region runs from base 145 to 744 and encodes 199 amino acids. The transcript is spliced from 3 exons. The record is from RefSeq and is a predicted model, not a curated record.